AUGAGAAAGAUUAUAUUAAAUAUCCCGGAAAUCUUUUCAGCAUUAACACUUCCACGAGAAUGUGCCGACUUAAAAUUAUCUGUAAGCGGAGUCCAUACAAUUUACCCAUAUGGACGAUUGCAGCACCCUGUAUCUGUCUUUUGCUAUGUAGAUUCAAGUUUGCAUCCUUGGACCGUCAUUCAACGACGAAUUAAUGGAUCAGUCAAUUUUUAUAGAGACUGGCAAGCAUACAAAACUGGAUUUGGACAAGCUAACGAAGAAUAUUGGUUAGGGAAUGAUAACAUACAUGAGCUGACAGCAGACGCAAAUCAUGCAUUGAUGAUACUGAUGACAGAUUUUAGUGGAGUAACAAAGUUUGCCGAAUAUCUAUCGUUUCAUAUAUCUUCUGAGGAUAAUGGUUAUCGUUUGAUGGUCAGUAAAUAUGAUGGAACUGCAGGAGAUUCUUUGAUCAGACAUAAUGGGUACAAGUUCACUACUUUUGACCGGGAUAAUGACGGCUCAGGAUCUAAUUGCGCCAUACUUUAUAAAGGUGCAUGGUGGUAUGAAGACUGCCACAAUUCAAAUUUAAAUGGAAUUUAUUAUCAUGGCCAUCAUGAUGAAUUUGCCACUGGGAUAGAUUGGAAAACAUGGCAUGGAUAUUAUUAUUCAAUGAAAACUACUAUGAUGAUGAUUAGAGAAUACUAA
Molecule: messenger RNA, 684 nt
Organism: Mytilus californianus (California mussel)
Lineage: Eukaryota; Metazoa; Mollusca; Bivalvia; Mytilida; Mytilidae
Product: ficolin-1-like
Exons: 4
Coding region: 1-684 (227 amino acids)
Source: RefSeq, a predicted model, not a curated record